This is a messenger RNA of Morchella sextelata, 1869 nucleotides long. RefSeq lists its product as uncharacterized. Bases 1 to 1869 code for a protein of 622 amino acids. The transcript is spliced from 7 exons. The record is from RefSeq and is a predicted model, not a curated record. Lineage: Eukaryota; Fungi; Ascomycota; Pezizomycetes; Pezizales; Morchellaceae.
AUGGGUUCCAGAUUAACUGUUUUCCGGGUUCGCGGUAUACCCGAGGAAGUGACACUCGACGCCUUGAAAAGGACUCUUUCCAGGGUGGAUGGAAACGAGGAAUUGAAAAUAAAAGCAACAAUUGCUCCCUCAUGUUAUGACAGGACACAAACUGCUCUUGUGCAAUUCGACCCCCUCCCAAGCUACCUGAAGGAUUCUAGCAAUGUGGAUUGGGAUAGCUAUGACAUGGAGGUAGAGACAGAUGCGGGGGAGCUAUUCGAUAUAACCAUAGAUAAGAACUUCUUCGGACUUACCCAGCUCUAUCUCACAAAGACCGACGAUAUCACGGCAGAUGUUGUGGCUGUAACAAGACUUGACGGUCAUGCGUUUGAAUCAUGGAGGGGGGAAGGCAACCUGGGUAGAAUGUGGCUUCGUGACUUUCUUUCCGUCGACCUUCCAAACUGUAGAACCAUGACAUAUGGUUAUGACUCGAGGCUCCACAGUGCUGGAGUCCACCAAAUCAGGGAUUAUAGCCGUGGUUUCUUGGAGGAACUAAAGAAGGCCAGAAUGUCAGAAGAAGAAAGAAAAAGACCAAUUAUUUUUAUAGGGCACGAUUUCGGUGGUAUCAUCGUUGCGCAGUCUCUGGUUAGAAGUAAGGAGUGUAACCCGCAUGAUGACCCUGGCGUUUAUUCUAUACAUCAGGCAACCCGCGGCGUAAUCUUUUAUGGAACCUCACAUCGUGGAUUACUAGUAGACGAUAUCCUUAGUAUGCUUCAUCCCGAAGAGCAUCCUGACAGAGCCAAGCUUAUCAACUCGAUCAAUAAAAACUCCGAUUUACUCCAUUCGGAGCUAGAGAGAUUUGUUGAUUUUGCAAUGCAACUACGUAUCAUCAGCUUCUACGAGCGAUUCCAGACUCUAAGAUCAGGCCUGGGAGAAAACGGCUUUGCAAGGAUUGGAGAAUACAUGACUACAGUCGAUACCGAUUCCGCACUACUUCAUCUUGGUGCAGCAAUCGAGAAGAAAAUACCAGUUGAUGCAGAUCAUACCGAGAUGGUCAAGUUUAAGAAUAGGCAGAACCAAGCUUAUUCAAGUACUUUACUUUACCUCCAGGAGUUUGAAAGAGACUUAAAAAUACCAACUUCGACGUCAUCUGAAGCUGGAAAGGAUUCUCCUCCAUCGCUAGGGAUGCACUUUGCGGAUAGCCUUGAGGACCCAGAAAGAUGUGGCGGGCGCUCUUCAAGUACUCACAGUAAUAGUCGGGGACAAUCCCAAGAAACUCGAGUUAAAAUUUGGACUAGUGAUCGUGGCAGAUUGAUAUUAUCAAAUGGGAAAGCAACGGAAUUUUAUGAACUAAUUGCACAACCCUACCACAAAGAUCAAACCAUCUCCUUGAGUACGCAGCGUCUUGUCUGCAACAUUUCACCAUAUAAUCCACAUUUAGAGUAUCCAGUCAAGCUUCUAGAUCAAUUGCAAUAUGGUAGCCAGCAAAUCAAACUUGGGUUAUUAGAUACGGAGACUAUCAUAGCCCUAAGUCCACAGUUAUACACUCCGGAUAAGUCACACCCUUUCAGAGGGAUAUGGAUAGGCCUAUAUCCGAAGGACCAUGCACGCGGAACUGGGGGUCAUGUUUAUGAAUACUUUCUUUUUCACCAGCCCGCCGAAAACAUUCUAAUAAUCAUCAAGAUCACCGGCAACGCUAAUAUUAGAGGAGAAUCCUGUGUGUUUUCUACUCUCCCGAGCGCUCCCCUCGCCUCUGAUGGUAUUGUCAAUGCAAAAAUGCAGUCCUGCAACGCCUCACUACAUUUUUUGAGUACUCGGAAAGUAGUGUUGCUUGGUGAGUACGAUUCAGAAUUCUCAAGGGUAAUUGUUGAGCACUUUUUGCCGGGAUAA